UAGGCGUACAUGCAAUAUCGAAGUGAUAACUUUUUUAUAUUUUAAUAAUCAUGAAUAAAAUUAACAAAUUCGAAAUAUUUUUAAAAAAUUAUAAACGUAAAAACUUAAAUUUAAAUUAUAAAAAUGAAAAAUAAAAUUAAAAUAUUAUACAAAAUAACGGAUGUGUAAUAUAAUUUCCAGACUAUAGUGUAAUCUAAUAUUUGUUCGAUUUAAUGCGUAAAAUCUGCAACGAUUUUAUAAUGUUGUAUAAGACGGGGCUACCAUGUUUUAAAGGAGCGUUAUGGUAUUUAUAGACUAUAUAUAAAUGUAGUGACUCAGUUUCGCACAAAUAAAUGUAGAAAAAGCAUAGAACCCAACAUGUGAAAAAGAAAGCAUCAAGUAGACCUUUUAAGAUUUUUUUAAAUCCAUACACAGGAGAGAAUAAUGUAAACUCGGCGACCGGUUCCAAAUAGAAAAAGGUUCACUCCGAUUGGAUGAAUGUGCAAUUGGAUUCCUCCACUGGCCUCGCUAUGUCAAGUCAAUAUUAAUGUCUUCCAUGUUCGAUUGUCCACAUUCAUAGUCCUUAAACGUCAAGCCGACCAAAAUUGUGAUCGCCGUCGUUUUUCAUCGUCCUCUCCUUAAAAUUCAACACUCAUUCAUCAUGUCUCAUUCAAUCUUCUCCACUUCUGGUUAUUAUGGCCUUGUUUCAUCGCCAUACCAACCGUGAAAAGCAGCUUCUUUUUCUCUCUUCUGUUUUCUUUCUUUUAUUGUCGCUGGCCCCAAUGGCUGCCAAUCAGUCCCUUUCAGCUCCUCUGUCAUGUAGUAAAGAUCCACCAGAGCCUGUAAUUCCCACAACCCCUUUAGUUAGUUUCCUUGAACGUGUUCAAAAAACUGCUUUGCAAACUUAUGGGAACUCAAAUUUUGACCCUAAAACCUAUGUGGACUUGUCGUUAAAGUUUAAUCUUUCAACCACUGUAGAGGCAUUUGAUAAACUUCCCAAGACUGCAAAUGGGUCAGUGCCUGUCAAAGAUUUGGAUGGGUUUAUAGGAAAGUACUUUAAAGGUGCAGGGGAGGAUGUUGUCUAUGCUGAACCAGUGGAUUUUGUACCUGAGCCUCAUGGCUUUUUGCCCAAGGUGGAGAAUCCGGAGGUGAGAGGUUGGGCAUUGGAGGUGCAUGCUUUGUGGAAGAAUUUGAGUAGGAAAGUUUCAAGCUCGGUUCAUCAUCACCCUGAAUUGCAUACUCUGCUUCCUUUGCCAGGGCCUGUUAUGAUUCCUGGUUCACGUUUCAGGGAGGUUUAUUAUUGGGAUUCUUACUGGGUUAUCAGAGGCCUGCUGGCAAGCAAAAUGUACGAGACAGCAAAAGCAAUCGUGACUAAUCUCAUUUCCUUGCUAGAUACAUAUGGUCAUGUCCUUAAUGGUGCGAGAGCCUAUUAUACCAACCGAAGCCAGCCUCCCCUCCUGAGUGCAAUGGUCUAUGAGAUAUACAAUCGAACUGGUGAUGUGGAAUUCGUGAGGAAGUCUCUCCCUCCAUUGCUUAAAGAAUAUCAAUUUUGGAACUCAGAAAUACAUGCGGUGAUUAUCUGUGAUGCUAAGCAGCGUAAUCACUCUUUAAAUCGGUAUUAUGCAAUGUGGAACAAACCCAGGCCUGAAUCAUCAACUAUUGACGAAAGAUUUGCUUCGAAGUUCUUGAAUGUUUCUGAGAAACAGCAAUUUUAUCGAGAGCUGGCUUCAACUGCUGAAUCUGGAUGGGAUUUCAGCACAAGAUGGAUGAUGAAUUCUUCUGAAUUUACUUCUUUGUCCACAACAACAAUCUUACCAGUUGAUUUAAAUAUAUUCAUACUGAGAAUGGAACUUGACAUUGCCUUCUUGGCAAAAAUUGUUGGAGAGAAUACCAUCGCUGAGGAUUUCCUGAGAGCUUCUCAGACAAGACAGAAGGCAUUCAACUCGGUUUUUUGGAAUGAAAAUAUGGGACAAUGGUUGGAUUAUUGGCUCAAUAAUGGUGCUGAUUGCGAGGAACCCCAAACUUGGGAAGCUAAGAACCAGAACCGGAACGUGUUUGCUUCAAACUUUGUUCCCUUGUGGAUUGAUUUGUUCAACUCAGAUACUCCCCUGGUGGAAAAGGUUACGAGAAGUCUUCAAAGUUCAGGCCUGCUUUGUGCUGCUGGAAUUGCAACCUCUUUGACAAAUUCAGGACAACAAUGGGACUUCCCAAAUGGUUGGGCUCCACUUCAGCACAUGAUAGUUGAAGGCUUGUCAAAAUCUGGAUCAACGGAAGCAAGAACAGUAGCAAAAGACAUUGCUGAAAGGUGGAUCAGAACCAACUAUGUUGCCUACAAGAAGACAGGAGCAAUGCAUGAGAAAUAUAAUGUGGAAAAGUGUGGUGAAUAUGGUGGUGGUGGCGAAUACAUACCCCAGACUGGUUUUGGUUGGUCCAAUGGAGUAGUGUUGGCAUUCUUGGAGGAAUUUGGGUGGCCUAAAGACAAAAAGAUAGACUGCAACUGAGCGACGAAAUGUGUUCGUGAACAUGAAUAACAAUAACAGAUGUAUUUUAUGAUUUCAAAAGUAUAAAAUAAAGCAUUGGGAUUGUUUUUGGCCAUUGUUGUGAUUUUAUAAUGUGCUUCAUCAAUUUGAGUCUCUUCAUUUGCAGUGAACGUGUGCCUGCCAACCUGCUCUUUUGGUAAAUAUAACUGAAUUGAGUUGAGCACUAAAAAUGGGAUUUCUAUAUAUUUCAAACUCGAAAACUUUAUCACUGAAGAAAAAAAAUGUGAUGGACUUUUAUCGACCAUACAUGUGAAGAAAACAAGCCCUAAGGCCUCGUUGGCUGCAGGUAUUUGACAAAGGCUUUGUUGUCUGAAAGUUGAGGGACUUUGAAGGAGGGUAUAGGUCCUAUUAUCUUACAUAUCUACUCAUCUAAGAUCAACUAGUCAUUGUUAUGAAGGGAAGGGCCUAUUGGAUUGCUCAAGGUAGGUGUCGGGUGCCUAGCCAUGUCUGCUUAUUUGUAUCAUUAAAUAUGAAAAUUAUGCUGCGCCUAACACAGUCAGUUGUAUCAUUUAAUAUUGAAAAUUGGGUGAGUGUAGAAUCUCAUUGGCACCACCCUUGUCCCA
Molecule: messenger RNA, 3082 nt
Organism: Durio zibethinus
Lineage: Eukaryota; Viridiplantae; Streptophyta; Magnoliopsida; Malvales; Malvaceae
Gene: TRE1
Product: trehalase 1
Biological process (GO): trehalose catabolic process
Molecular function (GO): alpha,alpha-trehalase activity
Source: RefSeq, a predicted model, not a curated record